Messenger RNA from Hemiscyllium ocellatum (epaulette shark), 3607 nucleotides. RefSeq names its product GDNF-inducible zinc finger protein 1-like. The transcript has 7 exons. Gene Ontology annotation, biological process: regulation of immune system process; negative regulation of transcription by RNA polymerase II; regulation of cytokine production. The record is from RefSeq and is a predicted model, not a curated record. The coding region runs from base 288 to 3212 and encodes 974 amino acids. Gene Ontology annotation, molecular function: RNA polymerase II cis-regulatory region sequence-specific DNA binding; protein binding; DNA-binding transcription factor activity. NCBI's taxonomy places the organism in Eukaryota, Metazoa, Chordata, Chondrichthyes, Orectolobiformes, Hemiscylliidae.
AGGGCCCAGGGGAGUCGCUUUGGAGAUAACCUGCUGCCUUCCUCCCUCCAUCCCCAGCCCACCGAGCCCAAGCUACCCCUCGGUGUCCGCUACCACCACCUUAGGCCCCCUGAGACAUCCCCUCACCUGGCCCACACCUGCCCCUCCGGGCACUGCAGCGACCCCGACACCCCCACUCGGCCCAUCGUCGGCGCACUUGCCCCCCCCCCCCCCCCUCUUGUUUCCUCGGUCUGUCCACCGCCCAGACCUUUGGGUGAGAACCGGAGAGCAGUUUCUAUUCCAAAAGGAUGGCUCCACACAAAGUUACAAUGGAAUCAAAGGCUGCUGCUUCAAAUCUUCUAAAUGCAUUGCAUUCUUUCUAUCAACUUGGCCAUCUCUGUGAUGUGACUGUCCACACAGAGCAUCUUGGGGUUCAAGAAGAGUUUGCAGCUCACAGAGCAGUGCUGGCUGCCUCUAGCAAUUACUUCAAAGAAAUAUUCCUCAGGGAUGAACUGUCUGAGAAAAAGGAAACAACGGUCACAUUGCAGGAUAUUUACACUGAGGAUUUUACCACUUUUUUAGAAUUUGUAUACACAGCAAAAAUGGAGAUUGAGCCUCAGAAAGUAUACCGAAUGCAGGAUGUUGCUGAAAGACUGGAAUGUAAAGAUCUUGUUGAAGCUUGUGCACAUCUGAAGGAUGAGCUAUUAGAGAAGAACCCAGAUUUAAAGGUACAAGUUUGCCAAGAGUAUCAGUUUGCUGAUAAGCCUAGAAAUACUUGGACUACAACAAACUCACAGCAUCUGGACAGUCAGGAGGUAGACAGUUCAUCGAGAAUUAUUGCUACACCAAUGAAAAACAGACUUUGGGACAAACUAUCAAAAAAGAAAACCUUGGAUACUGGCCAAUCACCAACGGAACACUGCAAACAACAGGGAAAAGCAAAGGAAGUCACUGAGUCAAUCACUGUUAUUGAUCCUAGCACAGGAAAAGUUAAAUCAACUACCUAUACCACAGAAGAGGUGAAUAAAGAAGAUGCUGAUAGUGGCGAUGAUCUUGGUCAAAAAGAUGAUUGUAAAACUGAUUCAAUAAGCCAGACAGAAUCACCAAAAACACAAAUUGUGAUCAAGAAAUUACAUUGUUUGGGAGAUGACGAUGAAAUGCAUGAUGAGUUUGAUGGCUCAGAGAGUAAUGAACUGAAAAAAAUUACCAGGAGUGUGUCCAAGCGUAUGCCUCAGAGUUACACGUGUGACAAAUGUCACCAGAUUUUUCACUUCUUGAAACCAUAUCAAACUCACAUGAAUGUUGAGCAUGAUAUUACUAUUGUCAUAAAGUAUAGCUGCAGUAUGUGUUCUCAGCUUUUUUCCAAUCAUCAGAACCUAAGGCAGCACAGACUGACUGUUCACAACAAUGAGCGCCCCUUUGCCUGUUCACUGUGCGACAAGCGAUUUAAGCGGCAAAAGGACAUCAAUGACCAUGUUAGGAGAGUGCACGAGAAGAGAAGGACUCCUCAAACCUGUCCUUAUUGUGACAAAAUUAUUAGUUCAAAAUGUGGACUCACUGUUCACAUCAGAACACAUACUGGUGAAAAACCAUAUAAAUGCCAGUUUUGUCCAGCAAGCUUUGCUCAACGGUCUGCUUACAACACUCACGUGAGAAAGAUACAUGAAUCUGGUCAAGAGAAGAAACCACCAUUUAUUUACUGGAAAAUGGUGCCACAAAUAGAUAAGUCAGAUAACACAGCUGAUUCUGUCAUGGACAUCAGUGGUGACAGACACAGUUGGGAUAAACCAGAAGAUAAUGACUUGGUCAUGAACAUUAGCAAUUACAAGGAAACAUGUCAUGAGAAAGAGCAACAUAGCACAUCUGAUGCAGAGAUUGGAUGCAAUAAUACAAAUGAAAUAGAAGAGGAGAAAGAUAAAGGUAGCAAGAUUGCACAAAAUAGUUCAUUAAAUAACAAAGAAGCUAAUGUUAAGAAUGAAGAAGAUACUGGAGAGGAUGAAACUGAAGACUUGGAAAAUGAAGAUGACGAUAACGAUAAUGACACAGAGUAUGAAGUAGAAGAUGAUGAAGAAAAUAGUACAGAUGAUGAUGAUGAUGAUAAUAGUAAAGAUGAAGACUAUCAGAAUGAGCAUGAUCCUGAACCAAACUAUUCUGAUGAGGACGUUGAUGUAAAGAAAGGCAGUAAGAGGGGAAGAUCACGAAAGUCAAAUCAUAAAAUAAAGUGUGACAAAUGUGAUGAUGAAUUUAAUUCCAGAAAGGAUUAUGUGGUUCAUUGCAAAGAUAUUCACCAGUCAUUACCGGGAAAAGUCUAUCACUGUGAGAUCUGUGGGAAGGCUUUUGCAACGCACAACAGUUGGAAAGAACAUUGUGCUUGUGUUCACAGUGAUGAAAGGCACUUUGCCUGCACCUUAUGCAAUGCAACUUUUAAGAGAAAAAGAGAUGUGCGGACACAUUAUGCACGGAAGCAUGAAGGGCGUAUUAAACGUCCACUAUGUUCUGUUUGUGGGAAAAUUCUGAGCUCACGAACAGCACUGGUGUUUCACAUGCGGACACACACUGGAGAGAAGCCUUACGAAUGCUCCAUUUGCCAUUCUCGAUUUGCCCAACCAUCACAGCUGAAAAUACACACAAGGUCUCACACUGGAGAGAAACCCUAUAUUUGUGAGGACUGUGGAGCCUGUUUCACCGAUAAGGCUAAAUUAAAUGGGCAUAAGAGAACACACACAGGAGAACGCCUUUUCGGAUGUGAUGUAUGUGGCAAACAUUUUGCCACCAAUGAAUACUUGAAAUGUCACAAGCGAUGUCACAUGGGUGCCAAACCUUAUAAAUGUGAUGUUUGUGGGAAAACCUUUGGGUUGAGAGCCUCCUUGGCCCAGCACAGCAAUAUACAUGCAGAAACACGUCCAUAUUUUUGUGAACAGUGUGGAAAGACUUUUACCCAGCAAGGAGCGCUUCGACGUCACCAGCGAAUUCACACAGGGGAGAAGCCUUAUAAGUGCAAGGCUUGUGAACGAACUUUCACAGACAUGUCCACUUUGAGAAGACACGUUUCUGUUCAUGACCGAAAUGCUCACUGGCGAUCAUACUUGAUUGAUCUUACCUCAAAGAAAGAUCAUAAUUGGUCAAAAAUUGAAACUUUAGGCGAUGUUUGCCUUUCUGAUGACCCUGUACCUGUGAAAUGGAUGAAUAUUCGGACUGAUCUACCAGUGGAAGGAAUACAGCCUGGUCAUUGAUCAUUAUUACUAAAAUAGAUGGACACAACACAGUAUGUAUUGUCUUCAAACUUACAAUGAAAAAUUGGAUAUAUUUUUAAUUUUAAUGCACUGUUUCUGUGAAAAGUUAGUAAUAAUUCAAUCAUAUACACCACAUUCACAGCUUCAGUUUGUCAAAUGUACAGUAAUCAGCCCAAUUUUCAUUUUUUAGGGCUUUUAUUGGGCAUCUGUUGGAAUUUUCUGAGUUUAGUCCAGCAAUUCAAACCAGAAAUAUUCUAAGUCUUUCACUUUGAUUUGGUGAUAGUGGGGUAUAAUGCGUAAUCAUCGUCAGACAUUAUUUAUUUCCUACAGUUAUAGUGAAUAUUUAGUAUUUUGCUGUUGGAGAUCAGCAUAUCAACAUGGCAUUAUCUAGUAUU